Molecule: messenger RNA, 436 nt
Organism: Dentiscutata erythropus
Lineage: Eukaryota; Fungi; Glomeromycota; Glomeromycetes; Diversisporales; Gigasporaceae
Source: the annotation of a GenBank genome assembly
GCUUCAACUAGAGUUCUUACCGGGUAAGGUUGAAUCGUAUAGGCCAAUAAAUCAUAUUGCUGAUGUAAAUCAUAAUUCGUCGUCUUUUGCACCACAGACGCGUGGUGGAUAUCCUAUCUUGACUGGUUUUUUUUUAAACGUAGAAUUCGUAUCAAAGCAGCGCAUUUCAAGUGAACUUCUAAAGUUACGGUCUGUAACGAGAGUACAUAACUUAAUUCCUCAUCCGGAACCAGGUUGUACCCUCACCAUAACUUCAAGCGAAAGAACUGCAUUUGUUCUUCAACCAAUUCACCGUCCAUAUACCCUAUAUACGAUAUCUCCAAAAAACAACGUCGUGAAAAUGGGUUCCGUAAACGUAUCGGUCGAUAGUGGUUUCGUCGUUCGUUGGAGUUCUUUAGAUCCAGGUCUUUACUACGUCGAGAAUUUAGAAAUGUAG